AUGGACAAGUUACGUCUAUCACUCGGAACGCAGGAGGCUUUGAACGAUCUAGUGGUUGAGCGUGGCUUGACAGAGUGGCAUGUUGUGCGUGACGCCUGCAUCUUCACUGACUCCGACGAGACAGCUGACCUGGUUUACGGAUAUGCGAUGACUGCAAGCCUUCAAGAAGAGCGCAUUGACCGCAAGCGCAAGCGGAACGCUAAAAACCGGACUGCUGUAAAUGAACAGUCAGAAUGGAGCUGCUUUGCAGUGUUAUCCGCCGUAUCUUCCCACAUGUCUCCAGUUCUUAGUAUCAAGAGGUUCUUGGAACUUCAGCAAUGCGUCGAAGCCAAUGAACCGAUUAAAGGAUCAUCCGCCCUGACGCGAACGUUCAUAUGUCUUACAGAUGCCGCCAAUAUUAGGUACAGACUAAGUGCUCGACGUGCAAGUGAUUCAUGCCAUGUAGAUCUCAUGCGUUUGCCACUACCAACUCCAUUGUCUCGAAAUUAUCUUGUGAGUGCAGGAUGUAGGAUACAUGUUAAAGCUUCAGUACGACGCUGUGUCACGACAAUUACUUCUGGCGCAUUGACUAAGACCGAACGUCCUCUGCCUCUGGCGGGAAUUCGAGUUGUAGAGUGUGGUCAGCUCAUUGCCGGACCUUUUGCUGGAACUAUCCUCAGCUACUUCGGCGCUGAUGUAAUCAAGGUUGAGCCUCCUACUGGUGAUCAGGUGCGCGACUACCGUGAGCUGGACUCUACCAAGACGUCUCUGUGGUGGUAUUCUCUCGGACGUAACAAACGCUCGAUGGCCAUCGAUUUGAACAAGAAAGAAGGUCGCAAGCUAAUGUACGAGAUCAUUCUACAAAGUGAUGUGGUUAUUGAAAACUUUCGACCCGGGCGUAUGGAGAAGUGGGGGCUUGGGCCCGACGACUUUGAAAAGACCAAUCCAAAACUUGUGUAUGCACGUGUGUCGGGUUUUGGUCAAGACGGACCCUAUUCGUCGAGACCGGGCUUCGCAUCGGUUUGUGAGGCCAUGGGUGGCUUCCGGUAUGUUAAUGGCUUUCCUGAUCAGCCACCGGUUCGUCCUAACCUAAGUAUUGGGGAUACUAUUGCUGGAAUUCACACGGCGCUGGGAGUUGUGAUCGCCCUUCUUGGUCGUGAGCGAAGUGCUGCCACUGGGCAGAAUAGCAAUGGACAAGUCGUUGACAUAGCAAUCUAUGAAUCAAUGUUUAACCUCAUGGAGGCGGUGGUCCCUGAAUAUGACUAUGCAGGCACCAUCCGCGAAUGCUCGGGUUCUACGAUCACAGGAAUCGUGCCUUCCAAUACAUAUGUCACGAAAGACAAUAAGAAUGUUGUUCUUGCGGCCAAUGUCGAUGCGUUGUUUAUUCGGCUUAUGAAAGCUAUUGGCCGAGACGAUAUGGCAGCGGACAGCAAGUUUCGCACAAAUGGCGAUCGAGUUGAGCACCAAGCUGAAAUUGAUGCCGUGCUAGCGGCGUGGACUGCUUCGCACGAUCUGGACACAAUUGUUUCUACAAUGGAAAAAGCUGCUGUCCCGGUUGGUCUGGUUUACUCUGUAAAAGAUAUGUUACGAGAUCCGCACUACCAGCAUCGCGGUAUGUUUGAGGAAGUAAAAAUUCCAGAUGGAUUAGGUACUCGGAAGCUGAAGGUGCCUGCAAUACUACCUAAGCUGAAAGCAACACCUGGUGUAACGCAGUUUGCCGGGCGUAAGCUGGGAGAGGAUACACGUCAAAUUCUAGAAUGCGUUCUCGGCCGGUCUCAACCCGAGAUUGAGCGAAUGCUGGCUGAAAAAAUUGUAUUUGAAUCGUAA
Messenger RNA from Plasmopara halstedii, 1806 nucleotides. RefSeq names its product caib baif family protein. The coding region runs from base 1 to 1806 and encodes 601 amino acids. The record is from RefSeq and is a predicted model, not a curated record. Gene Ontology annotation, molecular function: catalytic activity. The transcript is spliced from 4 exons. Lineage: Eukaryota; Oomycota; Peronosporomycetes; Peronosporales; Peronosporaceae.